AUGGAGCGACAAUCAAGUCGUUUUGACUGGGCUCAUUCAUCUAUUUUACGUUUCUUUCAUGUAUUAUUUUGGUGGUGGCUUAAUCCUAUACUUUCAUUAGGUUAUAAACGUGAAUUAACUGAUGAAGAUCUUGAUGAUUUAUCAGUGAAUGAUAAAUGUUCUGGAUUAUUAAAUAAACUUAGUUAUUAUAGUGAUAAUAAUUUAUGGUUAACAAAUACAACCACAUGGCAUAUAAUUAUGCGAGCUUUUUGGAAACAAUGUGUUUUUGUCAUAUUUCUAUUGAUACCGUAUAAUGCAGCACGGGUUGCUCAGCCACUUCUUCUUCGACAAAUUGUAUUAUAUAUCAUUAGUCAAAAAUCUCAAUCAAAACCAUCGACAACAUUUUAUGAAGUCUAUGCGGGUUAUCUCUAUGCUUUAGGUUUAUUUGCAUGUUCAGCAACACAAGCUUUUCUUCAUCAACAAGCUUAUUUUCGUACAACUCGUAUGGGUAUGCGUGUUCGUAAUGCAUUAUCAGCAACUAUUUAUAAACGUUUAUUAUCACUCAGUACAGCAUCUUUACAACAAACAACAACAGCUGCACAAGUAAUUAAUUUAGUCGCUAAUGAUGCAAGUAAAUUUGAAGAAUUUGGUCAAUAUAUGCAUUAUCUUUGGGAAGCACCACUUCAAGCAUUAGUUGCAUUUGGUUUAAUAUGGUGGUCAAUUGGUAUAUUACCUACAUUGUUUGGUUAUGGUGUACUUAUCCUUCUUAUACCUUUACAAUUAAGAUUUGGUCGACUAUUUAGUAAAUAUCGUAAAACAACUAUGGCAUGUGCUGAUAAACGUGUUCAAGCAAUAAAUGAACUUGUUAAUGGAUGCCAAAUUGUAAAAAUGUAUAAUUGGGAAAAACCAAUGGAACAACGUGUGUAUGAUUUACGCAAAAAUGAAUUAGCUAGUAUUCUGCGUGCAAGUCGUUUACGUGCAAUUAAUAUGGGUCUAUAUUUUUCAUCAUUACCACUUAUUUCAUUAGCAACUUUUGGUGGUUAUUGGCUCAUGGGUCAUGAGUUAAAACCAGUCGAUAUUUUUACUGCUCUAACAUUUUUUGGUUUGAUACGAGUACCAGUAACAAAUUAUUUACCAGUAGCUAUUGAACGAUUUGCUGAAAUGUUGGCUGCAUCUAAACGUAUAGAUGCAUUUAUGAGAUUGACAAAAAUACAAGAACACAUAACAUCUGAACCACAAAUGGGAACAACAAUAAUAUCAAUGAAUAAUGCAUCAUUCUCAUGGACAGAAACAACAUGUCUAACUAAUCUUACAAUUAAUAUAGACCGUGGUACAUUAGUCGGUAUUGCAGGACCUGUUGGAGCAGGUAAAUCAUCUUUAUUAUGUGCUAUUUUAGGUGAAAUGACAUUAGUAAGUGGUGAUUUAAAAGUGUUUGGUUCUUUUGCAUAUGCUUCACAAUUACCAUGGAUAUUUGCUGAUACUAUCCGAGCUAAUAUUCUUCUUGGUAAACCGUUUGAUGAACAACGUUAUUCAAAUGUAAUACAAGCAUGUUGUCUUGAUGUUGAUUUACUUACAUUUGGAGAAGUUGGUGAUUUAACAGUAGUCGGUGAAAAAGGUGUUAAUAUUAGUGGUGGACAAAAAGCACGAAUUGCAUUAGCACGAGCACUCUAUGUUGAUGCUGAUAUCUAUCUAUUGGAUGAUCCACUUGCUGCUGUAGAUCAAGAAGUAGCUCAAAGAAUUUAUGAUCAAUGUAUUGGACCUAAUGGAUUAUUAAAAGAAAAAACACGUCUUUUAGUUACUCAUCAAACACAAUUUUUACAUAAAUCAACACAUCAAAUCAUAUUUUUAAAAGAUGGUCAAAUUAAUCCAGACGGAUAUCUUGAACAAACCAAAGAAAUAUUAUCAACAACGGAUGAAGAAGAAACUGAAAAAGAAAAAGUAAUACAACCAUUAUUACUUGAUUUAUCAAAAGCUACUGCAGAUAAUAAAUCAAUUGUCGUUAAUGAAACAGCUGCUAUUGGUGCUGUAACUUGGUCAAUAUGGUAUAAAUUAUUUUCUUCAACUCCUUUUGGUUGGUUUGGUUUUUGUUUACUUAUUAUUAUCAUGUUUAUUGCUGAAGCAAUCUUCGAUAUUUCUAAUCGAUGGCUUAGUUUAUGGUCAGCAAAAUCCGAUGAAGAACAAAGAUUAUCUAUGAAUAUGUAUGUUUAUUUAGGUUUAACAUUAGGAACACUUAUUAUCGCUUUAAUACGUGCUCAAUAUUUUUUUUAUCUAAUAUUAUAUAGUUCAAAUCAUUUACAUAAUAGAAUGUUAACAGGAAUAUUAUAUACAUCACUUCGUUUUUUUGAAAGUAAUCCUAGUGGACGUAUUUUAAAUCGAGUUAGUAAAGAUCAACAAGUCAUUGAUGAAUUAUUACCAAUGACUUUGUUUGAUGCUUUACAAUGUUUACUAAUGACAUUAGGCUCAUUAGUAAUUAUUGGUAUUGUUAAUCCAUUGGUACUGCUUAUUCUUAUUCCUCUUUUACCGGCUUUCUGGUGGUUACGUCGUUUUUAUUUACGUUCAAGUCGUCAAAUAAAACGAUUAGAAAGCGUUACACGUAGUCCUGUUUAUGCACUUUUUUCUUCAUCGUUAAAUGGUGGACUUUCAACUAUUCGUGCAUUCAAUGUUCAAGAAGAUUUUAUACAAUUAUUUAUUAAUCGAGUUGACACAAAUUCACGUGCUUUUUUCAUAUUGAUUGCUGCUGUACGUUGGUUUGGUUUACGACUUGAUCUUAUGACAUCAGUACUUUCUUUAAUUACAUCCAUUUUAACAAUAGCAUUUCGUCAUCGUAUUGAUCCAUCAUCUGCAGCACUUAGUCUUAUGUAUUGUAUUAAUUUAACAAUGCUUUUUCAGUGGGCUGUAAGACAAUCAGCUGAAGCAGAAAAUUAUAUGACAAGUGCUGAACGUAUAUAUGAAUAUGGACAAUUAGUACCGGAAGAAAAUGAAAAUAAUAUUGAUUUACUUAUUCAACCAUCAGAGGAUUGGCCAAAUCGAGGAAUCAUUGAAUUUAAGAAGUAUUCAAUGCGUUAUCGAGUAGAAUUGGAAUCUGUUCUUAAUAAUAUUGAUUUACGUAUUGAACCCAAAGAGAAAAUUGGUAUUAUUGGUCGAACAGGUGCUGGAAAAUCUUCUUUAUUUCAAGCUAUAUUUCGUCUUAUUGAUCGACAAUCUGUUAGUGGUCAAAUUUUUAUUGAUGGUAUUGAUAUAAAUUGUAUUUCAUUAAAUAAUCUUCGUUCACGAUUAAGUGUUAUUCCUCAAUCACCAAUUUUAUUUGCUGGAACACUUCGUUAUAAUUUAGAUCCAUUUGAACAAUAUACAGAUGAACAAUGUCUUUUAGCACUUGAAUCAGUUCAACUUAAACAUAUAGUUUCUAAUAGUCCAGCUGGUCUUCAUCAAUUAGUCGCUGAAUCAGGUAGUAAUUUUAGUGCAGGUCAAUGUCAAUUAAUAUGUGUUGCACGUGCUAUUUUAAAACAAAGUAAAAUAUUAAUGAUUGAUGAAGCAACAGCAAAUGUUGAUCGAACAACUGAUUCAUUAAUUCAAAAUGUUAUUGCAGAAAAAUUUCAAAAUAGAACAAUAUUAACUAUUGCUCAUCGAUUAAAUACAGUUGCUAAAAGUGAUAGAAUUAUUGUAUUGCAUCAAGGAAGAGUAGUCGAUUUUGAUAUUCCAAAUAAUAUUUUACCAAAACAUGGACUUAUUCAAUAUGCCGAUAAUGGCAACAAUUGA
Rotaria sp. Silwood1 is the source of this 3735-nucleotide messenger RNA. The record is from the annotation of a GenBank genome assembly. NCBI's taxonomy places the organism in Eukaryota, Metazoa, Rotifera, Eurotatoria, Philodinida, Philodinidae.